UCCGGCUGAUGAGACCGAGGAGCGGAGAGACUCUCCCACCGGAGGACUGAUACCGGAGGACCGGAGGACUGGGACCGGAGGACCGGAGGACUGGGACCGGAGGACCGGAGGACUGGGACCGGAGGACCGGAGGACUGGGGACCGGAGGACCGGAGGACUGGGACCGGAGGACCGGAGGACUGGGACCGGGACUGAUACCGGCUGUAGCUGCUCCUCUUCCUCCUCCUCCCCCGCCUCCCUCGGUUGAGGAUGGAGGACUCGGAGGCCGAGGUGUCGGUGUCUGAGUGUGACGCUCUGGGAGCAGACUUCAUCACGGUGGAGCUGGACACGCAGCCCAUCGAGUACGUGGUGAAGUGGGCCGAGGUCGGGUCAAAGUUCACCAUCUCCUGCGUGAAGAAGGACUCUGAGGAGGCGUCGGAGCUGACGGCGGAGCAGCUGAAGAUGGAGACGGACGAGGCCUUCUUCGCUCCCUACGAGGAGGUGUACCCCUGUGAGGUGACGGAGCAGAGCGUGGAGAUAAAGACGGACUCCGACGAGGACGAGGAGGACACCGAGGAGGAGACGGAGGUGCUGGUGGAGGCGAGCGGCAGCCGGCUGGACGGCGAGGCGGACUCGGACCUGGCCGACUUCGAGCCGGACGAGCGUCAGUACCGCUGCAGCUACUGCGGGAAGAGCUACAGCCACGCCUCCAGCCUGUACCGCCACCAGCAGACGCACAGCGGGAAGAGUGGCGGGGCGCCGCCGCCCGCCACGCGGGCGCUGGAGCCCACGCACCAGGAGGCGCGUUACACCUGCCCCCACUGCGGCAUGAGCUUCAAAGGCAGCAGGAUGCUGGGGAGCCACCUGCGGCUGCACGGGAAGCGGCGGAUCCACCCCUGUAACAUCUGUGGCAAGGAGUUCAACCACAGCUCCAGCCUGUCGCGGCACCGCCUCGUCCACAAGAAAGGGAAAGGCCUCGCCAAGGACGCCACCCUCGGCCCCAACAUGGCCGCCCUGCACCACUCGCUGAAGGCCGCCGGCAAGAACAAGAAGCCCCGGAGGCAGCAGAGGCAGCAGCAGGUGGCGGCGGCCAUCAUGGAAAGUCCGGGCGGCGAUAAGUUCUACGCCUGCCCGCAGUGCGACAUGAGCUUCAGGACGUCCACGCAGCUCUCCAAGCACCAGGUGACCCACGUCAAGGAGCUGCUGGACAACUACACGCCCGGCAAGGAGAACCUCGCCGAGACCUCCUCCGACCUCAAGAUCCGCCUCAAGCUCUGCUCCCGCGACAAGCCUAACUUCUAUACGCUCUGUAAGAAGAACCGCCGCCGCCGGGCGGGCCGGGCCGGCAGACGGGGCUCCACCACUUCUGAGGAGGAGGGGGGGCGGAGGAGGAGCCGGACGCCACGGGUGCAGCCAGUGCGGAAAGCGGUUCAGCCACGCCUCCAGCCUGGCUCGGCACCAGCAGACCCAUCGGGCAGGCGACGGCGGCGGGCGGGGAAGCUGCAGCAGCACCACCAGAAGCAACUCCACAUCAAGACCGGACUCCCUGCCAAGACCAAGACCUACACCUGCUCGGCCUGCAACAAGACCUUCAUGCACUCGUCCAGCUUCUCCCGCCACAAGAAGGCCCACCUGGAGGAGGAGCAACGGGCCCGAGCCGCCGCCGCCAAGCACCGGAAGAGAGUCGUGUUAGACGAGACUGCGCCGCUGGAGUCCGACUCCGAGUGACGUCACCCGGCUCUGGACUGGGUUCGGACUGGUUUUCGACCUGUUUUGGGUUGGUUCUGAAUCAGCACUGACUGGUUCUGGACUGGUUUGGGGCCAGUUCUGGAAAAGUUGUAGUUUAAAAAACGUUCUGGACCAGUUCUCCACCAGUUCUGGACCAGUUGGGAACAGAUUCUGGGCUGCUCAUGACGAAUUGUUUGUCCAGGUUUUGUGAACUGGACCUGGUUGGUUCUUCUCUGGUGUAGAUAGCAGCAGGACAUCCAUAAAAGGUCGUGUGGCGGGGGCAUCUCCAUAUAUGGUCAUACCUGACCGUUAGCGCUUAAGGAUGGGAUUAGAUGUGUUACCCAAGCCCCGCCCAUCGCCUCGCCCCGCCCCCUCCACCUGUCUGUAAGGUUGUACACGGACGCUGUUCGCUUUCAUUCUGCCCCCUCUACACUCCAUUUCCCAUCAGCCACUUUGGGAGAGAGCUGGGAACUACAGUCAGCUUCUAUAUUUCCCAUCAGCCCUGUUACCGCUCAGAAUCAUAGAAACUUUCACAUCCAGAGUGGCGGCCAUCUUUUUGUGUCCCGCCACCCGUAGAGCUAACUCGUUCUAUCUCUAUGUCGGAGCACAGCUCGCAGUGCAUUAUGGGAAACUGAUUCUCCACUGAACGGAUUCAUAACAACAGUCAAAGCUGAAAACAGGUUCAGGUCUGUUGUGGUUCAGGUCUGUUAUGGAUCAGGUCUGACGUGGUUCAGGUCUGUUGUGGUUCAGGUCUGUUAUGGAUCAGGUCUGACGUGGUUCAGGUCUAAUGUGGUUCAGGUCUGUUAUGGAUCAGGUCUGACGUGGUUCAGGUCUAAUGUGGUUCAGGUCUGUUAUGGAUCAGGUCUGACGUGGUUCAGGUCUGCUGUGGUUCAGGUCUGACGUGGGUCACUGUUUAUGCUCUUUGCUCUCAGAGUGAUUGUGAUUGGCUGAGGUUCUUGCUGAUGCAGCACUCUGAUUGGUUGUUUAUAGCUUUGAUAUUUUGAAAUGUGAAAUCCGAGCAGAGAGCUGAUUGGUCGAGCCGGCGUUUCCUCCACAUUAACGUUUGCAUGUAGACUAUAACCUGCAGCUAGUCGGCCAUCUUUGUAGUUUUCCGACAGUGUUGUGGAGGUCAAAGGUUAAACUGCACUACUUAUUUAUGAAUUUGGAACAAAGUAAUAUAUAAAUAUUUAAAUGUGACUCACGAGUAAAAAGACGAAAACAAUAAAGCGUCGAGCUGCCCUCGUCACCGUAGAAACGCCACCGCCACCUUCACCGUCAAGCAUCGUCUUCAUCACGCGGACAGGAAGCGACUCCAGCAGACGUCCAGUUUUUCAAAGUUAAAGCUUCCUUAAAGAGAAAAAAAGAAUCUGAACGUUAUUUUAUGAAAAAAUAGAAUUCUGUGAGCAGAAACACAAACGAAUGUGACGGUUAUGAAAGACUCUAACGGACCACACAGGGACCAGGUCUUCCUCCCUGACAGACCCCCCCCCCACACACACACACACACACACACACACACACACACACACACACACACACACACACACACACACACACACACACACACACAGGGACCAGGUCUUCGACCCUGACCGCCCCUCCCCUCCCCGCUGAAGACACUUUGAGUUUGUGAAAAACAUUUUUUGUGUGAAUUGGAUUUGACUUAAUUUAAUUGUGACUAUUUAUACGUGUAGCAGACAGACAGACAGACAGACAGACAGACAGACUACCAACCUCCCUAAAUACUGAGAAGAACCCCCCCCCCCCCGGCCUUACAGCUCCUCCUGUCUCGAUCCUCAGUGUUUUGGAUCCACAUGUUGUUGGUUCUGAAUCUCACUGGCAUUAAAGCUGCCGUUCUCCUCCUCCCCCUCCUCCUCCUCCCCUUCAUCCGCCCCUCCUUCUCCUCCCCCUCCCCCGUCCUUGGAUCCACCUGUUGUAGGUUCUGGUUCUCUUUGGUUGCUGGUCCCGGCGGAGCUCCGGCUGCAGACAGACGGUUGUUGUUCUUCAUUGUGUCGUGUUUCCAAUAGAAUAAAAACCCAGUUGACAUGUUUUGUCUUGCGUUUUGUA
Molecule: messenger RNA, 3774 nt
Organism: Anoplopoma fimbria (sablefish)
Lineage: Eukaryota; Metazoa; Chordata; Actinopteri; Perciformes; Anoplopomatidae
Product: zinc finger protein 44
Exons: 3
Coding region: 250-1707 (485 amino acids)
Biological process (GO): regulation of DNA-templated transcription
Molecular function (GO): DNA-binding transcription factor activity, RNA polymerase II-specific; RNA polymerase II cis-regulatory region sequence-specific DNA binding
Source: RefSeq, a predicted model, not a curated record